Messenger RNA from Chlamydomonas reinhardtii, 8168 nucleotides. RefSeq lists its product as uncharacterized. The transcript has 10 exons. Gene Ontology annotation, biological process: protein phosphorylation. Lineage: Eukaryota; Viridiplantae; Chlorophyta; Chlorophyceae; Chlamydomonadales; Chlamydomonadaceae. Gene Ontology annotation, molecular function: ATP binding; protein kinase activity. The coding region runs from base 692 to 5677 and encodes 1661 amino acids. The record is from RefSeq and is a predicted model, not a curated record.
UAGUCAAAGGACAUUUAACGAGUUGCCCUGGACGUCGCCCUGGAACGUUCUAGACGUCGUUUCGGUCGUUACGAUUCGCCGACUUGGAAAUCAGACACUUAGAGCUGAAAAUUUCCGCUUUCAAAAAGACAAUCAAUUUCCUCAGACAGAGCACACGGUAUCUCAAAAAGCAACCCUUUCAACCUUAACCGAACGCGUGGCACGGAAAGUGUCAUUUCUUCCUGAGUUAUCAUCACAGUUUGAAAUCAUAGUAUUCACAAUCCAUUCCACUAUCUACAGUUGCCUGCAAAGUCUCAGUAUUGUGCAUGUCCUCGGUCUUGCAUCGGGCGGGCAAAUUGUGUCACAGAUUAUCACCAGACUCUGCAAUGGAAAAAGGCCAAAGACUCUGCAGGUCCCUGUAAUUACCGCUUUAACUUGGCCUGUCGCUUCUACUGGCGCGCAGUCUGUGUCUAUAGAACUCUAUAAACCCGCUCGGCUGGGUCCAUUCACAUACAACGAACAUAUCUAGCGAGCUGCACAGAGCGCAUAGCCGCAGUGGUGGCGUCGAGCUCUCCCACCGGAUUCGGGCAAUCUGGCCCGGGUUCUUGGCUCAGCAGCCCGCGGCGCUUUUAAAGAUAUGCGCACACUAACGUACGCCCACUCUUAAGGAUGCGCUCCAAUUUUCAGCGAAAGCCCUCCUAAGCGCAAGACAAUGCCCGCAUUCCUGCGAAUUUUUGGCUGCCUGAGGCCCAGCCCUGAAGAGCAGUCAAACGCGACAAAGCCAGAGCCGGAGCGCCUGGAUGGCUCGUCAGGGGGCUUGGCGACCGGGUCGCCCAAUGCGCUCGCGGUUCUGACGAAGGCCGCGGUCGCGCCAGCAGUGGAUGUCCUUCCGCCAACACCCAAAGAGCUGGAUGCGGCGCUUUACCGGGCAAGCCAGACGGGGCGGUGCUCGGUCACUUUGGCUCAAGGAGAGAAGAGGUCCAAUGUGGAGUACACCACCGCGGACCAGCUGGUGAAGGACGUGCUGGACCUCCGAUGGCUCGGCCAAGGCGCCCAGGGUGUGGUGUACGAGGGCGUGUGGCAGGGCGCCACCGUGGCCGUCAAGUUCAGCAUCGUGGAGGACCUGGACACCACUGCCUACGAGCUGCUGUUCAGCCGACUGCUGUGUCACCCCAAUGUGGUCACCACAUUCGUGGCCAAGGUCGCUGUCCUGGACGAAAAGACCAUCCACCCGCCCCAGUCACUGGAACAGGCCAACGGCGUCUGCAGCGGCUACCCGCCCAGCCGCAGCCUCAGUCGCCAACACGCACCGACGCUGACCCACGCUCAGCAGCAGCAGCAGCAGGUCUCGACUGUGGCAAGCGUCACGUCCUCAGCGCUCUACUCCCCCACGCACGCCUUCAAGAGCGGUCGUGGGAGCACCAGCAACAAGCCCGGCAACGGCAACGGCAACGGCGACAGCCCCCAGGCGCCGGCGUUGCCGCCAAGCCCCAUGACCGCCGCCACCGCCGCCACAGCUGGCAAUUCGCCCGUGCCGCCUCACAUGCACCUGCUGCAGCACCAGAGCAGCUCCAACCUCACCGCCCAAAGCAGCGGCCGCUGCAACACCAACAUUAACACCAACACCAACAACACCAACACCAACACUAACACUAACACCAGCACCAACACCAACGGCAGCAGCGCCGCCGCCGCCGGCUCCAACCACCAGCACUUGCCGCUGAUGCUGACGACGGCGCCCAACCUGCCGCACGCCGGCGGCGGCGGCGGCGGCGGCUCCGCCGCCACCAGCGCCGCCGCCGCCGGCUUUGCCGGCGGCCUGAUCGGCUCUGAUGCGGUUAACGCGUCGCCGCCCACUCCACAGACCUACUCGCAGCCCGUGCACCAACUCAGCCGCAUGUCGUCAUCGCGCUCCGGCGCCCUUGCCGGCGGCGGCAGCUGCCACGCAGCCGCGCUUGCACAGCAACAACAGCAGCAACAGCAGCAGCACCAGCAGCAGCAGCAGCAGCAGCAGCUGCAGCCGCUGCAGUCGGGCCUGGCGUCUGUGACUUCAGGCAGCGGUCUGACGGGGCUGGGGCUCGCGGCGCGUGGCGACUCGUUCCACAGCGACGACGGCUUUGGCGACCCCUUCGGCCGCCGCGCCACUUUCACGGAUGUACGGCAGGUCCUGGCGUCCAUGGGCGCCAAGCCGGGGCACUUCAUCGCGCAGAUGGUGAUGGAGCACUGCGACCACGGCUCGUUGCACGCCGCCAUACAGCGCGGCAUCUUCAAGCCCACCAGCCGCUGGGGAGCCAAGCUGGCGCUGCGGGCGCUCAUCCGCACGGUGCGCGAGGUGGCGCAGGGCAUGUUCCACCUGCACUCCAACAACGUGCUGCAUGGGGACCUCAAGCCCGCCAACGUGCUGCUGAUCAACAGCCGCAAGGACCGGCGCGGCUACGUGGCCAAGGUGUCAGACUUUGGGCUGGCGCAGUUCUGUGGCGCCGCGCAGGGACACAUCAGCAACGCGCCCUGGGGCACGCUCGUGUACAUGGCCCCUGAGCGGCUGCUGUUUGGCCAGCUGUUCCCGGCCAGUGACGUGUACGCCUUCGGAGUCAUGCUGUGGGAGAUGUACCACGGCGCUCGGCCGUACGAGGGAAUGCACGCGGCGCAGAUCGUGAUGGCGUGUGCGCAGGGCACCGCAUGCCUGGAGUGGGCGCCGGACGCCUGCCCCGACCUGGUGGCCAUCAGCCGCGCCUGCACCGCGCAGUCCCCCCACGACCGGCCCUCCUUCGAGAGCCUCAUGGGGCAGCUGGCGCAGCUGGAGGCGCGGGUGCGGCUGGAGAGCGGCAGCAGGCAGAGCCUCAGCAUCAGCAGGGCACCUAGCAGGCAAGCGAGUCGCCUGUCGGUGGACGUGACCUUCGCCGCGGCGGCCGCCGCCGAGGCGGCGGCAAUGCGGCACAGUGUGACCGCCGCCGCCGGGCACCGCAUGUCGCAGGACUCAUUCGCCUACCCAGCAAGCCGCCGUACCAGUCAAGACUUCGGAACCUCUUCCGGCGCCAUCGUCGCCGCGGCCGGCGGCGGCAUGGGUGGCGGCGCCGCCGGCCCCGCCCUCGUGCCCGUCACGGUCAUCCGAAACGGCGCCGCCGCCGCCAUGCCGCCGCCGCCGCUGCUGCAGCCGCUGGCGGGGGGCGGCGGAGGCACCGCCGGCGCCACCGCCGCCGGCGCCGCCGCCGCCGCCGGCGCCAUCGUCAACGCCAGCCCCAUCCCGCGGUCACGUCUCAGUUUCGACACGCACGGCCGGAACAGCGCCGCCGCACACAUGGGCACGCACGUGCACCAUUUGUACGGCACCGGCCAGCCGUACUCGGGGUACGGCAGCGCUGCCGGCCAGCAGCCGCCGGCGGGCGCAGGCGGCCGCACUGCCGCGGGCAUGGCGCCGGCCGCCUCACACGGCAGCGGCGGCAGCGGCGGCAGCGGCGGCGGCGGUGGCCAACAUGCCGCGCCGGCGCGCACGGCGUCUUGCGCCUCAUCCCUCGGCGUCGGCAUCGGCGGCGCCAGCCAUCUCGGCGGUUUUGAAAUGAGUGCCGCCGGCGCUGCCAGCCGUACGCCCGCUUCCCCGCGCCACCAGCAGCCCCGCGCGACACCCAUUCCGCCGCCGGGGCGUCCGGGGCCUGCGCACCCGCAGCCGCAGCCGCAGUCCCAGCCGCAGCCGCAUCAGCUGCACCAUGCAGGCAGCGCCGGCGCCGGCGGCGCCGCAGCCGCGCCAGGCGAGCGCGAGGCGGGGCAGCGCAGCGGCAGUAGCGGCAGUGGCGGCGCGGCGGCGGCGAUUGCGGCGGCCCUGGCGGCGCAGCCUGGCAUGGCUACCGCCGUCGUGGCAGAGCUGCUCGCGCGGCUGCAGGCGCAGGCGCAGGCGCAGCUGCCGCAGCUGUCGCCGCUUGCUGAGCAGCACGCGCCUGCGCCUGCACCCUCGUCGUCGGCGGCCCCUGCCACCAGCCCUCCCCAGCCGCACCGCCAAAUUCGUCAGCCUGCCAGCCACUCCCCCUUCGCGCUAUCGGCGGGUACGGCUGAGCCGGACGCUACAGCCGCCGCCGCCGCCGCCGCCGCCGCCGCUGCUGCCAUGGGCAGCCGGGCGGCGGCGGCGGCGGCCCUGUACCACCCUAGUGCCACGACGCCCACGCCAGUGGCGGGCGCGCGCCUGGCCUCCGCCCCAGCCGCCGCCGCCGCGGCCUCCACAGCGGCUGACGGCGUUGACGGGCCCUCAAGCUCUUCCGAGCUGCUGUCUGCCGGCGCCGCCGCCGCCGCCGCCGUGGCGCCAGGAACGCCGCCGCCGGUGGCGUCGCCGCUGGCGGCGGCGACGUCCGCGCCCGCGCCUGCCGCCAGCAGGCGGCAGGGCAGCCGCGGGCCGGCGGAGCCGCUGACGCCCACGCCCACCUCGAGCGCGCCACUGCCGUCGCUCUCCAAGCAGACGUCGGCGCUGUCGGCUGUGGCGUCUAUGUCGGCGUCCGUCUCGGCGGCGGUGUCGGCGGCGGCGGCGGCGGCGGCGGCGGGUGCGGCGGCGGGCUCGCGGCAGCAGUCGGGCGGGCCGCUGCCGGCGGAGCUGACGGCGGCUCCGUCGGCGCGCGAGCUGUCACUGCCCCCGUUGGUGCCGGCGCAGGCGCAGGCGCAGGCACGCGGCCCAGAGGCCGGCACCGCGGCUUGCGCCGCGGCCGCGGCUGCGGCUGCGGCGGCGGCUGCGCCGUGCGUGUUUGUGGAGGACGCGGCAUCCAGCGACGGCAAGUGGGAAGCUCCCGACAGUGCAGAUGGCGCAGCCUGUGGGGGAGCAGCCGUCACUGCCGGUGCCGGCCCCACCACCACUGGCACCGCCGACAGCAGCAGCAGCAGCAGUCGCGGGACAUCUGAAUCGCCACACAGCGCCGCCGCCGCCGGCGGCGUCACGGUCACCAUCGCCACGGUACCGCAGGCCUCGGCUGCUUGCAGCCCCCUGCUACAGCCGUCAAACAGCCUUUUCAACAGCCCGCAUGCUGCUGCUGCUGCUGGCGCUGCUGCUGCUGCCGGCGCUGUUGGUGCGCCUGGUGCUGCCGGUGCCGGGCUUACCCCUGGCGCGGCGGCGGCGGCUCCGGCGCGGCGGCCGCCGUCGGCUGGCUUCGGCUACCGCGGCGCCGCGGAGCGCGAUGCUGCUGCGGCGGCGCUAAUGGAGCUGUGUGCGGGCGUGCCCGGCGAGCUGCAGCGGCGUAGCGUCAGCGCCGGCGGCGGCUGCAUUGCCUCGGGUCCGGGCGGCCUUUCGGCGGGCGAGCGAGGCGUAGGGCCGCUGGCUGCGACCAAUUGGAGGGCGGUGGUGGGCGCGGCGGCGGCGGCGGCGGCGGCUGGCGGGUUGGAGUCGUACAGCGGUGUGGCGGAGGUUGAAUUCGCAGUGCUGGCGUCAAGUCACUCCGCGGGCCUGCCCGCAAUCAACCCUGCGUUCCUGGCGCUUCAGCAAGGGCAGCACCAGCAGCUUUUGCAGCAGCAGCAGCAGCAGCAGCAGCAGCAGCAGCAGCACCAGCAGAUGAUGGUGAUGAUGCAGCAGCACAUGCCAGGGUUGGGACUGGGGCUGAGCGGGAGCGGCGGCAGUGGCAGCGGACCGCGUCGGGGGCGAAGCGCCAACCCGCCCAUGCGGCGUGCUAGUGACCUGUUAGGAGUGCGCGGGAGGGAAUGCCCCACUAUCAAGGAGGAGCCGUCCUAGGCACUCCGCACUCUGCAAGGCAGGAAAACAACUUGGUGCCUGCUAGAGGCCCCUGUGGUUUCGGGUUACUGCAGCCAUUUGAUACGCGAUGAUCUUGUGUUGAUUACUAUUUUGUGCAUGAGCUUCAGAUUGUCUGUUUGCCACGGAUGAUGCAGAGAGCACGGGCAGCAGACAGCACUAAUAAAGGGUUAUGUAGCAUUACCAUAUCACUGCGUGUACGUGUGUGCUGCGGCGUGUGUUCUGGCAACAGUGCAUUUGAGUGGAGGACAAAGGAGCUGAGAGUGAAUUCGAGCAAUGUUGCAGGCCCCGCCGGACGCGUCAGCUAGCAUGCAUUCGCGUCUGCCGCUGCUGCUGGCGCAUGCAGGCGCACGGCCCACUCCGCAAAGGACUAGCUAGGCUUGUGUGAUUGCUUGGUCACAUGCCAAGGACUAGGAUUGCGCGACUAUAGCAUGCUGGCGGCGAUGGCACUGCAGCGCGCGAGAUGUCGCGAAGUCGUCCGAAGUCAUCUGCUUAUUAAGGAAGGAGUUGAUUUGUUAGUAAGCGCUGCGAGCUCAGGGGAUUCGCAAAGCUAGCUAGGGAAGGGAAGAACAAGGCGUUGGCUGUAGCGGCGGCAGCUUUUGAGGUGGCCCUUGCCCUUAGCAGCUUACGCAUUGCAAUGUGAACGUUGAGAUGCGUGAGUUUACCGCCAAGGACUGUGUUUUUGGCUUCCGUUAAGUUGAACGGGGCAGGAAACGCGCAUGCUGGCGAUUUUUGCCGCCGCUAAGUCGCUGCCUCUCAGUCGCUAUCGUAAGGAAAUGAAUUAGCAUGCAGCAGCGCGCCUCAGGUUGAUUGAUUUGCUUGGGGUUUAAUUCAAAGGCGGUGUGCGUAGGCUGUGAGCACGAUACAAGGGCGAGGGGAGCGAGGGUAUGCAGGCGCCAUUCCUGUCACCUAGCGAGGCCGCUCAGCCGCGGGAUUUUUGUGAGAGUGAGAGAGAUGGCGUGCUAACGAGGGCGUGCGGGGCGUGAUGGGCCUGGCAGUGAGGUGCGGUCUGUGGCUACCGGUAAUAAGCGGUUGCAAGUCCUCGGAAGCCGUAGCUGUGAGUUCGCGACCGGUCUUGUAGGCCGUGACGGCCUACCUGGCGUGCAUAUCUACGGUACCGGGCCGCGCGAAUGCCGUGUGAAGGUGGGAUGGCAGUGUGGGGCUGCUGGCUCGACGCAUGAGGGUGUGGAUAAGAGCCCGAAGCGAGCGAUGAGAGCGAGUCAGCGGCGGUUUUACAAUGCACGCAAUGACGUUUUAUUAUCGGCUGCGGUUGGCACUUGGCCAGCCCACCCACGGGACUUCGGCUUGCUUGCGUAAUCGUGCUGCCGCGCGUCUCGCACGAGCAUGUCGCGUUGCUGACGAGUGGUGUGUAGGGGGCGGCGGAUUUACUGGUUGGCCCCAAGAUGGAGGGGCCGGAGGCCCGGCCCGAGCGCGUUCACUCGUGUGCAGCGUGUGCAAAACUCGGAGGGGCAAGCGGCGGCAUGGGCACUGGGUACCCUAGGGCGAUGGCGGGAGCGGGCCCAGCCUCAUGUGGGUGCGGGCCCAACCGAUUCCGAGCGUCCGGGGAGGCAGGCACGCAGGCAGGUGUGUUGCACGCAAGAGUAAGCAGCAGGCAAAGGGGUUGACGCGUGCGACGCGCGUCGCUCGGAUGGAGCGGAGCUGUCCCACACACGCCGGCUGUUGGAGCCAGCGCCAAGGCGAGGCGGCUGGGUACAGGGCCUGGGUGCAGAGGCAUGAUUGUGGGAACGGAGGCAGUACUUCUUCCGUUGAUUUCCAUGCGAGGGGAACCGCACAUCUUGUUGUUGAUUGAAAAGGCGCAGCCGAUCCCAGUGCUGCCAGGGCAAGUCUCACCGGCAAGGGAGGAAGGAGCCUUGAUGCCCCGCGAGCACAUGGCUGAUGGUUUUGGUGAAGGCAAGGGUUGGCGGUGGUUUCACGAGCCAUGGAAAGUGGAGGGGGUGGGUAAAAGCUGCAUGGGCGCUGUCCAGCAGGGGCUACGACGGUUUACGCCUGCGCGUGGAUUGGCGCGCAAUGGAUUCACGUUUGCCUGGCAUUCAUGAGAGUGCAGGGUGCAGUCAAGCAUCCUGUAGCUUGUAUGUGUAUGUAUGGAAGUGUCAGUUGGGUGCGUACGAUUAUUGCGGUUUUGAUGCGUCCGCCGGCAGUGUCAUCGAAAACUCCAAAAGAUCCUGAAGAUGACCGGCCGUGUGCUUGUUCGCGACCACCUCCCAAUCAAUGAUACAAGCAAACCAAAAUGACGUUCAUUGUAUCGCGGGGCACUUUCUGUUUUGUUUCUGCGUUUGCGUGUUUUUAGCGUGUUUUGAGCGUGGUUUUGAACGUGCCUUUGUCCUGGAUUGUUCAAGAUGACGAAGUUAGGACCCGUCUUGUCGUUGUGUUGUUGCAUUCGGGCGCCUGUAAGAGCUGAGUAGGCUUUGCUUUGGCUGACGUGUUGAGCUUGGGAAUGUAAACUCCGUGCAGA